Messenger RNA from Girardinichthys multiradiatus, 2522 nucleotides. RefSeq names its product solute carrier family 5 member 8, like (gene slc5a8l). Gene Ontology annotation, molecular function: organic acid:sodium symporter activity. The record is from RefSeq and is a predicted model, not a curated record. Gene Ontology annotation, biological process: sodium ion transport; propanoate transmembrane transport. The transcript has 16 exons. Lineage: Eukaryota; Metazoa; Chordata; Actinopteri; Cyprinodontiformes; Goodeidae. Gene Ontology annotation, cellular component: membrane. Bases 169 to 1995 code for a protein of 608 amino acids.
CUUGUGUCCUUGAUGGAUCAUUAACCUAAGCGGACUAAUCUUUAUUGUCUGCUAAAUGCGUUAAAGCUGACCAGAAUUCUUCCAGUUGCACGAGAGGUGGUGGGACUAUCAAUGAGCUACUGAUGACUGAAGUGACAGAGUUGAAGGCAAGUAUUUCAUAGAUCAACAAUGGUUGGAACAGGUGGCCCAGUGUCCACUUUCUCUGUUUGGGAUUACGUGGUGUUUGCUGUAACGAUUCUGGGAGCAGCCAGCAUCGGCCUUUUUCAAGCCAUCCGGGGUCGGAAGGAGACCAGCAGUGCAGAGUUUUUGUUAGGUGGACGACAAAUGACAGCGGUACCAGUUGCCAUGUCCCUGACAGCCAGCUUCAUGUCUGGCAUCACAGUCAUUGGCACACCUGCAGAGGCAUACCGGUUUGGCACUGCCUUCUGGCUCUUUGGUUUCUCGUAUGCCAUCAUGUCUAUCAUCACUGCUGAAUUAUUUGUACCACUUUUCUACCGACUGGCGAUCACCAGCGCCUAUGAGUACCUGGAGCUGCGCUUCAACCGGAUUAUGCGGCUGAUCGGAACAUCCAUGUACAUAGUGCAGACGGCUCUCUACACAGGCUUAGUUAUUUAUGCUCCAGCUCUUGCACUAAACCAAAUCACCGGACUGGAUCUCUGGGGAGUUCUGGUGGCAACAGGAGCAGUAUGCAUCAUCUAUUGUACUUUGGGUGGUCUGAAAGCAGUGAUCUGGACAGACGUGCUGCAGAUGGUGAUCAUGCUGGCAGGAUUUGUAGCUGUUAUAGCAAGAGGAGCCGUAAUACAAGGAGGUCUGUCAACAAUUUGGGAAGAUGCUGGCCAAGGAGGCCGACUGGAGGCAUUUGAUUUUGACCCAGAUCCUCUCAAGCGGCAUACUUUCUGGACCAUAGUGAUUGGUGGUAGCAUAAUGUGGGUGUCUAUCUAUUCCAUCAACCAGUCCCAGGUGCAGCGUUACAUCUCUUGCAAAACCUUGGGACAUGCCAAGAUGUCCCUGUAUGUUAACAUGGUUGGUUUGUGGGUAACAGUGAGUCUUGCUGUCUUCUCUGGUCUUACUAUGUACUCCAUUUACAAGAACUGUGACCCACUUUCAAAUGGCGACAUAAGUACUUCUGACCAGCUGCUGCCAUACCUUGUGAUGGACAUUCUGGCAGCCUAUCCUGGAAUCCCUGGCCUGUUCGUGGCUGCAGCCUACAGCGGUACCCUCAGCACGGUGUCCUCCAGCAUUAAUGCUCUUGUUGCUGUCACUGUGGAAGACUACAUUUUUCCGUUUUACAAAGAUUUCACACAGAAACAAGUAACCUGGAUGAACAUGGGCCUGAGUGUGUUCUUUGGAGGCCUGUGCAUUGGAAUGGCUGGAGUUGCUUCAGCAAUGGGAAGUGUUCUGCAGGCAGCUCUGUCUUUAUUUGGCAUGAUUAGUGGACCUCUUCUUGGCCUCUAUCUAUUAGGCAUGCUUUUCCGCACAGCCAAUUCAAAGGGAGGACUGGGAGGAUUGAUCAUUGGUCUGGCGUUAACUCUGUGGGUGGGGAUUGGAGCUCAGCUUUACCCUCCAACAACUGACAAGACAAAUCUCCUUCACACCAGCACUGCAGGCUGCAACAAAACAAUGGACCGAAAUAGCACAACAGCAGCUCCAUGGACCAGUCCAACAAUUCUGACUCCAAAACCAGCUUUCAGGCCUCCUUUAGCAGACACCUGGUACUCUCUGUCCUACGUCUACUUUUCUCUUUUUGGCAUGCUGACCACAAUAAUUGCUGGCCUGUUGUUGAGUAUAAUCACAGGCGGAUGCAAGCAAAAGAAGCUGAACUCUGAUCUCUUUGUGAGGAAGAGUGAUUUGAUAUGCUUCCGUGGCUGCCGUAAUUCAAAGGAAUCUGAUGAGAUGGAAAAGGCUCCAGCAGACCUUCACAUGGGAGUUGACAACAAAGCAUUUACAGCGAUGGAUGUAAUGAGCAAAGGAUCAGAACAUGCCACCAAACUAUAAUGCUGCCGUCAUCUAUAACACGUCUAAAGCAAGCUAUGGUUAUUUUGUAAAAAAAAAAAUCGCAACAAUGCAAGUUUUUCUGUUAAUACUCAUAUUUAAAACUGAACACUUAAGAUUAACUAUUUACACUGAAGACAUUUUUAAAGUUUGUAAUAAAGCCUGGGAAACCAAAUACUUUACAUAAAAAGAUUAAAGUCAGAAAGCAUUGUUUCUUAAUUAGUACUUGUAUAACAAGGCAAUCAAAAAGCACGAGGUUACUAUAGCUGAGUGUCUACGUUGAUUAAAAUACUUCCAUUUGAUGUUUAAGUGGUGUUGUUGCAGCAUUAUGUAAUCGUUGAUGUUUUUACAGGCGAUUUCUUAAAAAUACUAUCUGACAUUUCAUAUUGAAGCAGAAAGUCACUUAUUGUUGUAUGUUUUUGAAAUAUGUUGAACGCCAUUCGUUUCAUUUUGUGUUUAUUUUAUAAGAAAACUGUGCACUUUGUGAAAAAAUGUUUUACUUAAUAAAUAUUUUUUACUGUUUAAAAUCA